UCUGAGAGAAAUGAGUGUAUAUCCUGGAUUCCGUGGCUGGAUCAAUCAAAACAUGCAACAGCGUCCUAAGGCUGACUCUGGGAGAUAUGGUAGUGUUGAAUCUAAUUCAGUGUCAGAGAAAGAUACUAAUCUAAAACCAUGGUAUGACGAACCUGGUGAGAAUACAGCUAUGGAACCUGGGGAUGUAAGAUCUAAGGCACUGUAUGCGGUCGAUACCAAAUAUUUUGACGUAAAUGAGAUGGGAAGGCAAUCAAAACUUUGGCAUGCAGAGAAGAAAAAGCAUCCAUGGCAUAUUCCUCCUGCUAAGUUCAAGGUGGAAACAAAAAAUGGUAUUUGCCAUAUGAACAUAGAAUUCAAGGUGGGAUUAAUCCCUCCAGGAGCCUAUGAGAUGCUCACUAAUCCAAGAAACAUAACAUUCUUCAGUGCAGAUGAAAAUUUGCGACAACGUUUGGAAAACAAAGCAACAAAGGUUUUGAAGAAGGAUGGACCAAUGCAGAUCACUGAUGUGAGGAAAUCUCUAAGAUGGAAGUUUCUUUUGUUUUCCGGAACUACCCCGAUUCAUCUAAUCAUCGAUGAAAAUCAUCAGAAUCUUACUGCAAAAUUUACGAAAAAGAAAAACACAAUGAAGUACAUGAAAAUAUUCGAGGGUUGCUGGAAACUAGAGCCGCUAUUCGUAGAUUCCGAACGCUUGUGCAACCAAAGAGAGCCGAAGAGUCAAGAAGAAUACAAAAGAUGUAGCCGCGGUAAAGGAAGGAUUGGAUCAACCGUGACAAUGGAGCUUAUCUUUCAGCCUUCUUCUCUUCUUAAUCUGCCACCGGUUUCUUGGAUCAUCCGCCGGAUCAUUAUAAAAACCACAAAGAUUUUGAUAGAAGAUCUUAGACAAUUUGCUAUCAUGAUGCACAAAAUGUAAAAACAAAUAUGUGAUAAUUAUUUAUUUGUUUCAUGGUACGUAAAACAUAACGGGUUAUGUAUGUCUUCAUGAGAGUGUGGUGUAAUUACAUAUCUUGUUCUGUUUGCAGGAUCUACAUAGCUAUGUAUAUGUACGAAAAAUUAAUAUUUUUUUAUUGUGCUUGAAGGUAACAAUGAAAAAUUAAUA
Messenger RNA from Capsella rubella, 1096 nucleotides. RefSeq lists its product as uncharacterized. The transcript has 6 exons. Lineage: Eukaryota; Viridiplantae; Streptophyta; Magnoliopsida; Brassicales; Brassicaceae. The coding region runs from base 11 to 910 and encodes 299 amino acids. The record is from RefSeq and is a predicted model, not a curated record.